This is a messenger RNA of Laccaria bicolor S238N-H82, 945 nucleotides long. RefSeq names its product guanine nucleotide exchange factor. Lineage: Eukaryota; Fungi; Basidiomycota; Agaricomycetes; Agaricales; Hydnangiaceae. The transcript has 2 exons. Gene Ontology annotation, molecular function: guanyl-nucleotide exchange factor activity. Gene Ontology annotation, biological process: exocytosis. Bases 1 to 945 code for a protein of 314 amino acids. The record is from RefSeq and is a predicted model, not a curated record. Gene Ontology annotation, cellular component: cell tip; Golgi to plasma membrane transport vesicle.
AUGGCAGAAGAGCUGCAAGAGGAGGUCAAACCGGACGGAACACCACUAGACACAGAAACUCCUCGCGAAGCUGAGGCUGCUGUUUCCCCUAGUGGUGGGGUAGAUGUCGAUGCUCAGGAAAUGGUCAUUGCCUCGCUCCGCCUUCAGGUGCAAGAUCUCUUUUCGCAGGUUAAUCAGCUCAACAACAAGCUGGUGAAAUUAUACGAUCGGGUCUCCGACCUCGAGGAUAAUCUCCCUCAUCUCUCCGCUCUAAACACAGGUUUACUCGUUGAAAAAUCGCAUAUUACGGCGGAACUCAACAGGCUUAUGGAAAAGGCAACGGAGGAAGCAGCUCAACGCGGUCAGGCAGAGUCGGCUAGGAAUGCUAUUGAGAAGGAUCUUGAUGAUCUUAGCGCAACACUUUUUGGCCAGGCGAACACAAUGGUUGCGGAAGCGCGAUUCGCUCAACACCUUAGCGAACGGAAAGUGGAGGACGCACAAAAUGCAUUGAAGGGAGCGGAGGAGGUUGUCAGUCUCAUGCAAAAUCAGAUGCAAGUUCUGCAAGCAGAGAAGGAGCUCGCAGACAAUAAAUCGCGAGAAAUGGAGUUGCUCAUUGGCAAGGGCAAGUGGGUUCAAAGAGGCGAAGUGGACCAGACGCGUUCUCUGAAGUUACUGAGCUCGCAUUCUCCAUACCAAGAAUUUCUUCUCUUUGUGGCCCAUUUACGUUUGCUGCGUCCCAAUUCGCCGUACCCACCUGCAAUGUCAACGCUCCUGCCACUACCCUUCUUGGCGCGGCUUGCAUCAUGGCUUCGUUCUCCCCGUGAGAAGUUUGGGAAAACAAGCACCCUGCAGAAAAAUGAGCGAGUAAAGAGGAUACGCGAUUUCAGUGGAGUGAGGGCUGGACAAGGUUUCAUGUUUAAUGCCUUUAAGUUUCCUUCUAUUGUUUGUAUCGAGAGGGCGGUUUAG